GCGGGGACGGGAUCUACCAAUCACGAGCUGUGGAUACGGCCCCGCCUUCUCCUGGUGAAGAUGUCGCUCGAUGGCGUUGUGCGGUUUCUAACUACCUUUCACCGGGGCUGCCUGUGCCGGUAUUUGGCGCCGCUCCUCGCUCUUAUCACCCUGGGCGGCUCGCUGGUAAAAGCCAGCCAACCCCUGGCCGAGUCCUACUUCUCUAACCGGCGCAAUGUCCUCAAUGUGUACUUUGUAAAGUUUUCAUGGGGUUGGACCGUGGGCCUGCUGCUUCCUUUCAUUUUCACUUCAAAUUACUUUCUUCAAAGGGAUGUUCUGUUUGCAGUACGUCGUGUAACUUCAUGUGUGGUAGGAACUGGUAUUUGGUUUCUUAGCACAAGGACCUUUCACAUUAUUGAAAAUUUCACAGGUGAAUGCUACGAAUCCCAAAAUAUGACCGUUCUCCAUCAAUUUGACAACCUAUACACUUGCAAGAAAAAUGGCCACUUGUGGCUUGGCUUUGACAUCUCUGGACACUCCUUCUUAUUGUCGUACUGUGUACUGAUUAUGACAGAAGAAAUAGCUGUCAUGAAUGAACUUCAGAAAGUGGAGCAGAAGCCAGGAAAAUCCAUAGCAACAAUCAUUAAAUCACUGUUUAUUGCUUUAAAUGCCUUGCUUUUCUUAUGGAUUUGGAUGUUUUUUUGUACUGCAUUGUAUUUUCAUGAUAUGCCUCAUAAAAUAAUUGGAACUGCUUUUGGAAUUUCUGCCUGGUAUGGAACAUAUAGAUUUUGGUAUAAGAAACCUUUUUCUCCUGGACUGCCACCUGAAAUUGGGAACAAAAAGGAGUAGUAUUCUGAAAUAUUCAAGUACAACAAGUAUUGGUGUAACAUUUACCUUUCAUGUAUACAAGUUCUAGGCAUAAUGAUAAUGAUUUGUAUUUCAAUUUCUGUGUCAGUCUAAACCAAUGGAAGCAGCUUUAUUUUAAACGAGGAACAGUUAUUUGCUGCUUGCACUGCCUCAGUAUAUCUGUGUACAUAUAGCCACAUAGCAGCCUAGGUGUAAUUGCAGAAUAAUAAGUGAUGCCAUACAGAUCUUUAUUAUAGAAGACACUGGCCAUUAUUGCUGUUCUCUUUUUUUUUUUUGAUUGUUCAGCCACAAAAUGUAACAAUAUUAGCAAUUUUUUAAACAUUCAUUUCCACUAUUUUUGUUUAAAAUCAAAUAAUUAAGUGUGUGGCGACUCUUCUAUCCAUUUGUCUUAAUUUACAUAUUUCUCAGAUCUAAUUUUUAGUCCAUUCUUCAUUAUUUCUGUUGCAGAAUCUUUGGUGCAAUGUACAUUUAUCCUUUAUUUCAUCUUUUGAAUCUGUUCUGUGAUUUUUAAAGCAAUUAUGUAAGCAAUGCCUGUAAUCAGUAAUUCUAUCAAGAAACUUAUUUCUCCUUUGCUUUUUUGGAUGUUUUUUCAAAACAUUUGUAUACAAAUACGUAUAGAAAUAGCCACCAGCAGUACUUGAUAUAAUAAAAGGCGUAUUGGAUUUAGUUAUAAUUGCUGUUACUUAGUAUAAGUACAUAGGCGUGCUAAACUUAUCUUUCAACAAAAGUGUAACCAUUUAGCUAGUCUAACUUGUUAAAACAAAAAUAAGUCAAACAAAUUGAUUGAACAUGCUUAUUGGUCAGUUAAUUUGUUACUGCACCUUUCAGUAUUCUUUUUAUAUAAAUUGCAGCUUUAUAUUUCUAAGCCCUCACUAAGUUAUGAAAUAGUAUAAUCAAAGUUGAGUGAUAUUUGUUUGAUUGUAUCUGCUUUUGUUCUUGAACUAUUAUGUUUACUUCCCAAGAAUUAACUGAAAUUAUUUCUCAUGUGCACCUGGUUUGUUGCUUAAACUGUUAACUUUAUCAUGCCUAAAAUAUUUUGCCUUCAAAGCACAGUGAUUGCUUGUGAAGGGCAUUGCUGACAACUUUUGUAUACCAAUAUUUAUAGGGCCUGAUAGAUUUAAGAAUUUUCUAUCUAAUGUGUUGAAGUCAAGUUGUUUUUGAUAUACUUAGUGUGAUAUGAUGCAACUGAAGAUUUCCUUAAGCUGUAGAGAGAAAAUUGCUUGGAUAGUAGUGUACAUUUCAUUCUGUAUGUAUUGUAUUUUUGAGAGAUGGACAUGGAAAAAAUCAGGAACUGUGUGUAAAAAUGUUAUAAAGUGAAACUAUAGCGUGUGUUUUCCUUUUAACUAGCUUUUAUUCCUAUAGGAAGAAUUUACAUUAAAAGUGUUUCUGAUGUACAUUGUAUGCCUUGUAAUGAAAUGUUUUGAAAUGUAAGCAGGUGCUGUUAACCAAUGUGUGUAGAAUUACGAGUUGUUAUUGGAUGCAUACAUGCUCUGAAAUAAUCCAUUUGUAAUUAAUGUCUAAUUUAUUAAAGAAAAACAAUGUUUGUGAAUUGGAUGGAGCACAGUAGGUAUAAUGGUUUGGAAAUUUGUCACUGCAUACCUAAUUUAGUUUCUUUGCAUAAGUAAUAUUUUUUAAAAAUGCUUCUCGUGCAAGUGAGAUUGACUUUGGAAUGUAAUAAUGCACUGUGCUAUUUAGAUUUCUCCCAGAAUUUAGAGAAAUUAUUUGACCUGCCUGCCUCAAUUUGAAAUACUGUGCAAAGGAAUAAGGCAUGUUAUAUGUUCAGAAUUCAUUAUCUAUGUACUUUCAUUAAAUAUUUAACAUUUUUAACUAUUA
Messenger RNA from Rhincodon typus (whale shark), 2679 nucleotides. RefSeq names its product fat storage inducing transmembrane protein 2 (gene fitm2). Bases 61 to 828 code for a protein of 255 amino acids. Lineage: Eukaryota; Metazoa; Chordata; Chondrichthyes; Orectolobiformes; Rhincodontidae. The record is from RefSeq and is a predicted model, not a curated record. Gene Ontology annotation, cellular component: endoplasmic reticulum membrane. Gene Ontology annotation, biological process: lipid droplet organization; phospholipid biosynthetic process; lipid storage. The transcript is spliced from 2 exons.